Sorex fumeus (smoky shrew) is the source of this 5455-nucleotide messenger RNA. RefSeq names its product guanine nucleotide-binding protein G(q) subunit alpha. The record is from RefSeq and is a predicted model, not a curated record. Bases 56 to 1135 code for a protein of 359 amino acids. Lineage: Eukaryota; Metazoa; Chordata; Mammalia; Eulipotyphla; Soricidae. The transcript is spliced from 7 exons. Gene Ontology annotation, molecular function: G protein-coupled receptor binding; GTPase activity; guanyl nucleotide binding. Gene Ontology annotation, biological process: action potential; adenylate cyclase-modulating G protein-coupled receptor signaling pathway; phospholipase C-activating dopamine receptor signaling pathway. Gene Ontology annotation, cellular component: heterotrimeric G-protein complex.
GGGCGGGCGAGCGGGGCCGCCGCCGGCGGGGCCGCGGCCGAGGCACUUCGGAAGAAUGACUCUGGAGUCCAUCAUGGCGUGCUGCCUGAGCGAGGAGGCCAAGGAGGCCCGGAGGAUCAACGACGAGAUCGAGCGGCAGCUCCGCCGGGACAAGCGGGACGCGCGCCGCGAGCUCAAGCUGCUGCUGCUCGGGACAGGAGAGAGUGGCAAGAGCACGUUUAUCAAGCAGAUGCGAAUCAUCCACGGAUCGGGCUACUCAGAUGAGGACAAGCGGGGCUUCACCAAGCUGGUGUACCAGAACAUCUUCACCGCCAUGCAGGCCAUGAUCCGGGCCAUGGACACUCUCAAGAUCCCCUACAAGUAUGAGCACAAUAAGGCUCAUGCACAGUUAGUCCGAGAAGUGGAUGUGGAGAAGGUGUCUGCUUUUGAGAAUCCGUAUGUAGAUGCAAUAAAGAGUUUAUGGAAUGACCCGGGGAUCCAGGAAUGCUAUGAUAGAAGACGAGAAUAUCAGUUGUCUGAUUCUACCAAAUACUAUCUGAACGACUUGGACCGAGUUGCUGAUCCGACCUACCUGCCUACACAACAGGAUGUGCUUCGAGUUCGAGUCCCCACCACGGGCAUCAUCGAAUACCCCUUUGACUUACAAAGUGUCAUUUUCAGAAUGGUCGACGUCGGGGGCCAGCGGUCCGAGAGGAGAAAAUGGAUCCACUGCUUUGAGAAUGUCACCUCCAUCAUGUUCCUAGUCGCCCUCAGUGAAUACGACCAAGUGCUCGUCGAGUCUGACAAUGAGAAUCGGAUGGAGGAAAGCAAGGCACUCUUUAGAACAAUUAUCACAUAUCCCUGGUUCCAGAAUUCCUCUGUCAUUCUGUUCUUAAACAAGAAAGAUCUUCUAGAAGAGAAAAUCAUGUAUUCCCACCUCGUUGACUACUUCCCAGAAUACGACGGACCCCAGAGAGAUGCCCAAGCCGCACGGGAAUUCAUCCUGAAGAUGUUCGUGGACCUGAACCCAGACAGUGACAAAAUCAUCUACUCCCACUUCACGUGCGCCACCGACACCGAGAACAUCCGCUUUGUCUUUGCUGCCGUGAAAGACACCAUCCUGCAGCUGAACCUGAAGGAGUACAACCUGGUCUGACUGUGCCUCCUCGCGCUGCCCCGCGGCGCCACCGAAGCUGGGCACAGGGGCUGCAGUUCUGUGGAAAACAGUUUGCAUAAUACUAAUUUAUUGCCGUCCUGAACUCUGCGAGCGCGUCCGCAGAGUUUGUAGUAAAUAUUAUGAUUUUAUUUAAACUCAGAGGAAAAACAGGAGCUGAAGUACAGAUCCCAGCACAUUUCCUCUCUCUCUCUCUUUCUCUUUCUCUCCCUCUGUCUCUGUCUCUUUCUCUCCCCUAUCUAUCUCCCUCUCUCUCCCUUUCUCUCUCUCUCUCUCUCUCUCUCUCUCUCUCUCUCUCUCUCUCUGUCUUGGGGAGGAGGGAAACAAAACCUUGUGACUCAAAUGUAUUUUAAAUUCUCAGUCAUGCACUCACAAAGAUAAGAAUUGUUUCUCUCUUCUCUCUCUCUCUCUCUCUCUCUCUCUCUCUCUCUCUCUCUCUGAGCAGAGCAAAGCUGAUUACCCUUUUACCUGACCUCUACCCCCUCCUUGAGAUUUUUUUCCAGUAUACAAGGGCCUCUCCCCUAGUUCUCGGUCAAGUUUUUCUCUCGAAUGAUACAUUCAAGAGAAGAUCAUUUGAUCUAAGCCAUUGUCAUCAGCUUAAUUUAACCGCCUCUACUUCUUGACAAAAGAGUCUUAAGUAUUCAUAUUCAUGUUUUCCAUGUAUUGCUCUGGAUGCACACCCACUUUUUCUAGAAUAUGUCCAUCUACUGUCUUGCCUCACAUGGGGUUGGCACAAUUAGAUGUCCAUCUAAUGGUUUUGUGUCAUUUCUUUGGGAUUUCGACUUUCAGCCAUAACCUAGUUGCUCAGAGAAAUGAGUUUGAAGUCAGUAGAGUGGGCCAAGACAUGGGGGGUCCUUUAUUUUGAAAUGCCACGUGCCACUGUCCUCCCUCCCUCCUUUCCUUCUUGUUCUUUUUCUCACCAUCUCUUCUUUCAAUUACAGAUGCCAAAAAUUAUGCCAAAAGACACUACAUUAUUCCAAUGGCUGCUACCCAUUCUCUCUUAAUAGGUGGUUCAUUUUCCCCCUCGGUUCAAUUUUUCCUCCCGUUUUUUCUUAGUGUUUGGGCCACAAUUUUUAAAAACGACUUUUAUCAUGGGUAUGUGUUGCCAAAACUGGCUUUUUGUUAAAAAAUAAAAGACAUAAAAAUAUUUUUUAAAAAAUCACAAGCUAAAAGCCAGUAUCUUACAAUGACAGAGUUAGACUGUGAAGCCUAAAAUCAUUGGCUGAGAAUGAACCUGAUAACGCCAAUUGCCAAACAGUUGGUGACCGUAGAUUUGAUUUUUCCUGGUCUGUUCUUCUCUUUGUCCUUCAGAGCACAUUGUUUUGUGUCCAUGUUCCAUGUCGAGUGUCCAAAUGGGCAGUCCCGGGUCAUAUAACAUGAAAUAUGCUUAUCGCUCUUCAUCUGAAGCCAGUUCUAUGCUUCUUCUCUGUGCUGUAAGGUCAUUUAGGUCUGACAGGAACAUUGCCUCAUAGUAUUCUGAUGCCUUUCAUUUGUAAAACUCUGGUUACGGCUGGUUCACCACCUUUGGAAUCUUCUGACCCUGAAAACUGGUUAAGUUGAACUCAAGGAAGAUUUGUGAACUUCAGAGUAACCUCUCAGUGUUCUUUCUAUAAAACAUGUAUUUAUGUCACUGAACCUACUAAGAGAGAUGUUUGGAAUUAUUUACAUGCAAUUUUUCAACAAAUGUUAAAAAAAAAAAGAAGAAGAAUCACGGCACAUGUAUUGAUGGACUUCUGUCAAGCAGCUUGAUUUAACAAAUCGCUUCAGUUUGAGGCGAAAUGUGAUUUAACAAAUCAGGACUGAUUCAGACAUGCUGGGAAGUUAGAGUCAGACUCGGAUGAUAGUCUCGUUUUUAAGCACUAUUUGGCAGAGUCUAAACUUCCAUAUGAAUCACUCUUUUGGAACAAUAAACGAGAGAGAAAAUUAAUGGCUUAAUAGAUAGGAACCAGAAUGACUUAGCAGUAAUGGAAUGUUCUCAUUCUUUCUCUCCCAGGCUCAAGCAACACAAAUUCGUUUUUCUUCUUACUCAGAAAGCACCUGUAAUUUAAGAAACAGACAGCCAGCAGGCAUAGUGCAGUUAUGAAUGCUCUCAUCAUUGUACAUACAUCUCUCUCUUGGUAUUGCCGCAUCCAUACUGGCUUUGUAAUCAUUAAUUUUGGGGCAGAUUGAAUGUGCUGUAUUGAUAAAUGUAUCUAUGUAAUUGUAUUGUAUGUCUCAUAGCUAAUUCACAUUUUGAAUAAUGUUAUUUUAUUUACUUUUUUAAGAGAGGAGAAUGUAAAUUUGUCAGUUUAUUUCUGACUAGGGAUUUUUUUUUUCCAUUUAGAAAAGAAAAAAAAAAACCGUACUAACGUACAGAGCGGUACUAGCAUUGUGCUGUAUAAAAUCAUUUGCACAUUCCUGAGUAGAGGUAUACUGAUUAUAAGACCCAAAGGUAAUUUCAUAGCAAAAUACAUACAAUCAGCUGGAGAUUUUAUACAAACAUGGAAACCAACUUUGUAGAACUUUUGCCACUUGACCUAGGAUUGGAAUAUGAGCUUUUAUACAAUUCAUAUUCUUCUUUGGCAAAUGCAGUUUCGUUUUACCUCUCUGGUGGCCUUUAUUAGAAAGGCAGUUUUCGAAGCUAUGGUGAUCCACUAAGGAAAUAUUUUCACAGCUAGAGACCACUGCAUGCCUGGAAGGGCAAUCUGAAAUUUGGUGCAGCUUGGGGGGGGCGGGGGGAAGCAAAAUUUGAAGGUCUACAGUGUGUAUAGAGAUAACCUCAUUACAAGCUCAUAAGUGUUAUAGUUUUAGGGAAACAAGAUAUUCUAUUUAAUAAAGCUAUAGUAGAUGUAGUUGAUUAAAACCUGAUCUCAGAGCUCACGGAAGCCGAGUUCAACAGGGAAAGAGUGUUUUAUUUGUCUUUCUGAAGCUGGGGAGGAAUUGCUAUGCAGAAUUGAGGUGUGUGGCUUCUCUGCUCCUUGUAGGGUGCAUGACAAGAUCCCUUCUCUAGAGAAUGGAAAAAAUUGAUCACCCUAGCUGCAGUGAGGCCUGGGAGCCGAAUUGUAUCCACACUAGUCAAUUGAAGCUAAAGGAUUUUCUUUUUUUGUUUCUUUGGGGUUUUACUGAAGGGGCAAGGGGUGGGAAGGGAUUCUUUUCAGUUUUGUAUAAAAACAGAGUUUACUCCUGCUUUCUAUUCUCUUGUGAUUGCAAACGUUAGAAGCCUGUGUGCUACCGGACUCAAAUUCUUAAUGUUCUGGGUGACGGAGGCCGGUGGCGAGUUUCAUGGUGACUUGGGCAUGACCUGUUCAAACACGAAAAGGAAAACCACAAAACACAGAUGCGUCUUCAGCAUCCCAAGACGAGCGACCAUCCAUUGCACUCUCCCUCCCAAAAUACAUUGCAGUGUGCCAGUUUACAGACCAUCUCCCUGGCUCGGGAUGCGGCAGACUGGACCCUCGCACAGAGAAUUCCUUAUUUGUAAAUUGGGGGUUUGUACUAUGCCUUACAGAGCUUAAAUUCAGAAGUUUGUGCCUCAUCUCUGAAACAAAGGGAAAUCACUCACCCGCUCUAACGGAAAUGAAGCCCCUCACAGUUUCGGUUUUUUGUUCUGUUGACAUUUCCAUAGAGAGAGCUCUGUCAGAUGUCCCGAGAGGUGGAGGGAGGGGGGUCGUAGGCACGCACAGCUGUUGUGUUCAAUCAGCUGACAUCUCUAGAGGCAUUUGAAGAACACCUGAAACUUGUCUUUUUUGUGUGUAUAUUCUAACUAGCAGGCCUAAUGUUUUAAAAAAAAAAAGGUAAUUCAGCUAAAGGGCAGUUUACUUUUUGUACUUCAGACUAUUUUGAUUGUCAAGGUGUACGAACUGUAAUUUUAACAUUUCUACUGCCACAUGAUUGUAAAUUUAGUUGUCUUAAGUUAGGAAUGGAUGAAAAGCUAUUUAUGCUAGAUUUGGGUCAAAGUGACUUCUUUGCAAAAAAAAUAAAUAAAUAAUGGGAAGAAAGGGCUGCAUAAUGAGAUACUGCAAGACUCAGAAAUUGGUUGGAAACAGCCUUCAAAUUACCCUUUAAUUUCCCUUUGUUUUCAGUUUCUCAAAAAGAACGAAUGAAAUAUAGCAGAAUGUUAACCCAUAUAAAAAUAAAGUGUACCCAAAUAUUGUAAUGUAUAUUGCUGCUCUUCUUAAAAUUAAAUAAGGGUUUCAAACCACUUAAUUGGUCAUUGACAACAUCUCAGUUGAUACAAAUAAGGUGUGCUUGGUAUCCAUUGUUUUCUUCCAGAGAUGUCUCUUUGGUUCAAGAUGCAAACACACACACACACACACACACACA